AUGGAAGACCUGAGGGAGCAAAAAGCAGAAGGUUGGCUAUUUAUUGAAGAUGCCGAGGAUAUAAUCCAUACAUAUGAGAAAGAAAGUGAAGAAACAUCCUGGCUGCCUGAGGCAGCCAACAAUGCUUCUUUCAACCGAACCACAAUUGAUAUCCUGAUCUUCCACCUUCGUCAUAUCCACCAGAGUCAGGGUCAGCCAACAUGGCGGGCCAACGCCCUCGACCCCGGAUUACUUGGUGGAUGCGCCUGCGCCGCUUCAUUUGUUAUUUCGAGAGCCCUCUCCGACUCCGCACCAGCCUCAACCGUCUACGCCACCACAACCCACACCCCUUUCUCGCUCUCCUGCGCCUCUUCAUCCCCUUCCCAACAUGGCAUUUCUCAGUCCCAGAUCCAGAGCCCAUCUGCACACAACAUUUCCCUGCUCGAGGAACGGUUCGCAGCACAGGACCUCACUAACAUGCGCUGUAUCCCGAUCUGGCGCGCCAUGGACACCCCGCUUCGAUGUCUCUACCGCAUCUACGAGGCGAUGGCCGCACGGGAAACAUAUGCCAUCAGUCCCGAGGUAGAAUACUUUGGGUAUCAGUCCCGCCGGCGAUGGUCCCUGGACCGCAUCCCUGACCCGUGUGAUCCCGAUCCCGUUCGGUACGCCAUUCUGGCGUCCAUCACAGAAGAACUCGCCAAGGGGUUCAACUGGCGGUUAAGUCUGGGCAUGCGCCGUGUUAAAAGCCAGCAUAUCUACCGCAAGUAUUUUGACGAGGAGCUUCCACCCUUUACUCCGGUGGGUGUAGAUAUGAUCACCGAUCUGCCGAGUGAUUUCUUGGAUUCUUCGGGCAGACUGGUUCUGGAAGAGGGAGGUGACACGCCGACCUUUGCAGCGAGGAAUAUUAUGACCGGAACUCGCGACUUUUAUACGGUAUAG
This is a messenger RNA of Penicillium griseofulvum, 918 nucleotides long. RefSeq lists its product as uncharacterized. The coding region runs from base 1 to 918 and encodes 305 amino acids. The transcript has 3 exons. The record is from RefSeq and is a predicted model, not a curated record. Lineage: Eukaryota; Fungi; Ascomycota; Eurotiomycetes; Eurotiales; Aspergillaceae.